UUUUCACAAUUACAAAGUUUUUAAGAACACUGGUGUAAAAAUAAAAGAAAACAUUAUUAAAAUAUCUCGCGUACUUUAUUAAUUUGUUAUUUUUAAUAAUUUUUUAAUAUGGGAAUAAAUCUCGAUCACAUAAUAAAAUCGGAUUCUGAUCCUAUUAUACCACCUUUUUACGCUAUCUUUAAUUGUGUGUUUUUUACAUUAUGUUUCGUUGGAGGUUUAUAUUUUUCGAAGACAACAAGAAUUGGUGGUAAUAAUCCUCAAUUAACAAAAGACCAUCCGAAAGUUAUCAUGAAUCGUGGAAUUAGUGUUAUCAUCUCUUGCUCGAUUUCAUUCAUUGGAGUUUGGUUUUUAAUACGUCUUUGCGGAGGAUUUGAUGACUCAGCUACAGUUUUGACAGAAAUUAAAACAACAUGGGUACUUCUUGGAUUCUCAUUGCCAACUAGUUCAUACUAUUUAUUAAAUACACUUCUUAUUCCUUUGGGGUUAACAAUGUCAUUAUUUGCUGGUCCUUUAUUGAUUAAAUUUUUGGAUAAAGAAUUACCUUUUCAAGCUGCAUUUAGUUGGCAAGAUGAUGUUUUUGAUUAUAUUGGAUCUUUGAUUGGAUUCAGAAAUUUAAUUUUUGCACCAUUUACUGAAGAAUAUGUAUUUAGAUGUUGCAUGGUUCCGCUUCUUGCUUUAGCAAAUUUUUCUCAUGCUCAAAUUAUAUUUUUAUCGCCUUUAGUAUUUGGAAUAGCUCACGUACAUCAUGCUUGGGAGACCUACAUCAAUCGUGGAAGAACUGCUGAAGCAGCAAAAGUCGCAAUAGUGAUUUCAGGAUUCCAAUUGACGUAUACUACACUAUUUGGAUGGUAUGCCACAUUUUUAUUUGUUAGAACAGGUCAUAUUAUUCCUCCAUUUUUUGCUCAUAUGUUUUGUAAUAUGAUGGGAUUUCCAUCUAUUAAUAUUUCAACAUAUUCAGAAGGAAUUAAAAAAGUUGUUAUAGUAGCCUUGUUCGGUGGGGUGAUUACCUUUGUAUUUUCUUUAUUUCCUGCAACUAAUCCAAGUUUAUAUGGAGACGUUGAAAAGUCAAUAUAUUGGUAUAAUACAACAAACAAUUAAUCUUAGGCUGCAAAGGGGACUAUUUAUUAUUACAAAAGUUAUUUCUUAGUCAUAUGAAUAAGAAUGAUCUGUAUAAACGGUUGUUUAAACUUGUAGAAUUUUUUUUUUUUAACAAGAUUCAUAAUAUUAUUAUGAAUCUUUAAUACUAAAAGAUAUAAGACUAUUAUAAAAUUGAUCAUAUAGCAUAAAUCAUGA
Messenger RNA from Rhizophagus irregularis DAOM 181602=DAOM 197198, 1293 nucleotides. RefSeq lists its product as uncharacterized. NCBI's taxonomy places the organism in Eukaryota, Fungi, Glomeromycota, Glomeromycetes, Glomerales, Glomeraceae. Gene Ontology annotation, molecular function: metalloendopeptidase activity. Gene Ontology annotation, cellular component: endoplasmic reticulum membrane. Gene Ontology annotation, biological process: CAAX-box protein processing. The record is from RefSeq and is a predicted model, not a curated record.